Molecule: messenger RNA, 792 nt
Organism: Heterobasidion irregulare TC 32-1
Lineage: Eukaryota; Fungi; Basidiomycota; Agaricomycetes; Russulales; Bondarzewiaceae
Exons: 2
Coding region: 1-792 (263 amino acids)
Source: RefSeq, a predicted model, not a curated record
AUGUCUAUGAACCGGAUUGUCAUCGCCACCAUUUCGCAGCGGCCUACGUCAUCGAUAUCGCUCCGGGUUUGCUCCAUUAUACCUCAGCGCCGACAUAAUCCAGCAACUCAACGGUUCUCUCGUGUUGUUACUCUGAACAAGCUCCAUUCUACGUCCGUUCCUCAUCCACCUGCUCUUGUCAUGUUGUCGGCCUCGAAUUCUCUAGAGCUCCCAGCCUCAACCGCAUCCGCGAUAAAACAAACACUUGCUCAGCUAUACCAGCAAUCUUCCUUUCAAUUGAAUGUGCAACCGGCGCCUUUCCUAUCCGCAUCCGAUGAUCAGGUUCCCAGUGAGGUGCAGACGUAUCUACACAGCCUGACUCUCGCCGCAAACGCAGUCGCAAACGAAAACGCAUGUGGGAGCGUACUCGCAGGUCAGGGCAGCGAGAGUGACGAAUUUGGCGAUGUUGCAUGCUGGUUGGGUCAAGGAGAAUAUGGGCCAGGAAGAGAAACCGAUGUUCUUCAAGCAUUGGGGCUGCAGAAUUGGUCUCAAAACAACAGAAAGAUUCAGCAUGCCGACCUUCAAUCUACCUACCUACCGCCAUCCUUCAGGCCAUCGUCGACCCCAGAGCUGGAGAAACUGACAAGCUUACUUUCUAUAUUACAGGACAAAUAUUACUUCUUCAUGGAUGGUGGGGAAGGCAUGGGUGGAUGCGUCGCACAUCUCCUCCUAGGGAAUUACAGGGGAGAUGCGAAGAGUGGGUUCGGAGGUUGGAUUGGUAUCAUUGGACUGGGUACAUGGUCAGAUUAUUGA